UUCUCUCUCUCUCUCAAUCUGCAAAACCUGAUCCACCGGUGAUUCUCCCUACCAUGAAGACUGAGAAAAAACCAAUAUUAAACUAGAGAAUGCAUUGCAUUUGGUCUCUUUUGAGAUCAGAGACUCUUUGUUUUUUUAUUAAUCCUACACCCAGACUGCCCAUACACUCAGCACUUUUUUCUCAUCAGUCCUGCAAUAAAAGGACCGCUCACAGCUUUCUUCGAUGUACUCUCAUUCCUCCUCUCCUUUCUAGUUCCCUGCCAUUUCUUUUUCUCCUCCUCCUCCUCUUUCUUGAAACUCUGCCCCUUUUACUCUUGUCAACUAAAGUGAGCUCUAGUUGACUAGAGACAGAAAGAAGAUGGGGGAAGAGGCAAAACAGGGAGAGGUUAAGGCAGAGGCCAAGCCAGAGGAGAAGAAGGAAGAGCCAACACAGCCGCCCUCUCCGGUCAUCUUGCAUGUUGACCUGCAUUGUGUUGGGUGUGCCAAGAAAAUUGAGAAGUCCAUCAUGAAAAUUAGAGGAGUGGAAGGAGUGGUGAUCGAUAUGGCUCAAAACCAAGUGACAUUGAAAGGCAUAGUCGAUCCUCAAGCGGUUUGUAACACAAUCAUGAAGAGAACCAAGCGGAGAGUCAAAGUUAUAUCUCCUGUAUUACCUGCGGCCGAAGGUGAAGCAGCAACUCCACAAGUUGUCAGUUCACAGGUUAGUGGAUCGACGACAGUGGAGCUGCAUGUGAACAUGCAUUGCGAGGCCUGUGCAGAGCAACUUAAAAGAAAGAUCCUCAAAAUGAGAGGAGUUCAAACAGCUGUGACGGAACUUAGUACCGGGAAGGUCUUAGUGACCGGAACUAUGGACGCGGACAAGCUCGUUGAAUAUGUCUAUAGAAGGACCAGAAAGCAAGCCCGAAUAGUUCCUCAACCAGAACCCAACCCUGAACCCGAAAAGAAAGAGGAGAAGAAGGAAGAUGAGAAGCCACCAGAGGAACCGAAACCCGAGGAAAAGAAGGAAGAGAAUGGUGAGCAGAAAAGCGAGGAUAAGCCAGAAGAAAAGAAGGAAAAAGAAGAAGAAAGCAAAGAAAGUAAGGGUGAAGAUAAAAGUGGUGGCGAAAGCAAGGAAGAGGAGGCCAAGAAGGAAGGAGGAGGAGAAGAAGAAGCGAUGGUGAAUUAUAUUACUGUGGAUGAAGAGGGCAUGAAGAGAAUGAUGUAUUACUAUCAGCCACUCUAUGUCAUUGAGAGACUCCCACCCCCUCAGCUUUUCAGUGAUGAGAACCCCAAUGCUUGUUGCAUCUCCUAGUCCUUUUCAAUUUCGAAAGGGUUUCGGCAUCAAUAAAAUAAUCAAUCGUCAUUUGUAUCUCGA
This is a messenger RNA of Eucalyptus grandis, 1351 nucleotides long. RefSeq names its product heavy metal-associated isoprenylated plant protein 9. The transcript has 5 exons. The record is from RefSeq and is a predicted model, not a curated record. Gene Ontology annotation, molecular function: metal ion binding. Lineage: Eukaryota; Viridiplantae; Streptophyta; Magnoliopsida; Myrtales; Myrtaceae. Bases 359 to 1288 code for a protein of 309 amino acids.